CGGCAACAUGAUUCUCCAUAACUGACCGCUGAAAUAAGUACAAUUUGUCCUUCAAUCCUCCCCUUGGCCAGCAAUCAGACAGGGUCGCGAUUCUAUACCUCCGCCGACAACGCAUCUUGACGCCGUUAGGCACAGACGCUGGAAAUUCUUAUAACGCCAUGGCAGCUGCCCCAGCUUCCGCGUCGCUAACCUCGAGCGUCCGAUCCGGCUCGGUUCAGGCUCCUAUUAGCGCAUCGCGUUCCAUCGCUAACCCCGCCAAUAGCAACAAUAGUAGAUGUCUCGUGUCGUUCGGUCGUCCGGACUCAUUCAAUCUCGGCAACGUGGCGGUGCGAUCAGCGGGGCGGCAAAUAACCCCACGCGCCUUGCCAAGCAGCCGCCCGAGUCGCGUGGAUCGAGAGUGCGUUAGGGUUCGCGCGAAGGCCAAUGUCGUGACGAGUGCGGCCGCGACGGACUCGGAAGCUUCGGAGCUGGUCGACAAGCUGCUGUCGAUGGUGAACGACACGGACCGGGGGGCAGCAAUGAGUGAUGAGGGCAGGGCGGCAGUGACGGCGAUAGUUGAGCAGCUAGAGGCCGUGGGGCUGGAGGAACCUCUCAAGAGCCCACUGGUGUUUGGAGCAUGGGAGGUGGCGUACACGUCGCGCCCCACAGCAGCAGGCGGCUACUACCGCAGCAUUAUCGGCCGCAAGCUGCCACGCUCCAAGGACCUGGUGCAGACCAUCUACCCGCCCAACGGUGUUGACAACCUCGUUGAGUUUGACGCGCUUUCCUUGAUCCCCGGCAGCAUCAGCCUCAAAGGCAAGUUUGAGCCGUUAGACAACAAGUGGGUGCGGGCAGUGUUUGAAGCACCCAACCUGGCUCUCGGCCCCUUGAAAUUCUCAUAUGGGGGGGAGUCUUCCGUGCGUCUGUCCGUGUCUUACCUCGAUGAGCGCGUGCGCAUCGGGAGAGGUUCACAGGGUUCAAUUUUCGUUUUUGCGCGCCGCACCUAGUGCUGCAGAUGUUUCCUUAGAAGAUUUAGUGUAACAUGCUAUGCCGUGAUGCUGCUUAUAGGGGAGGGCUGGCGUUUUGUAUAGUGCAUCAUGAAACGAAGCACAUGCGGAAGUGAGAUCAUGAUCACACUGAUUCCAAAGAAACAUGGCUUGAGUUUUUUUUGUAAACAUAAGUUCUUGCAUCUUGUUUGAAUUAUUUAAGGCAAUCCAU
Messenger RNA from Closterium sp. NIES-67, 1197 nucleotides. Lineage: Eukaryota; Viridiplantae; Streptophyta; Zygnematophyceae; Desmidiales; Closteriaceae. The record is from the annotation of a GenBank genome assembly.